AUGAGACCGGAAACACAGGUGCUGUCCCCAGCACGACAUCUCCCAGAGCUGGGGCCAGAGGGAAGCCAUGGACAGCCCCGGGCCCUGGUCCUGCUCUUGGCGCUGCUGACGCUCUGCAUCACUGCUGGGACCCCUGAAGUAUGGGUUCAAGUUCAGAUGGAGGCCGCCAAGUCCCCGUCCUUCACUGUCCGCUGUGGAUUCCUGGGAUCUGGCUCUGUCUCCCUGGUGACUGUGAGCUCGGGGGGGCCCGAUGGUGCCGGAGGGACUAGGCUGGCUGUUUUACACCCAGAAUUUGGCAUCCAGCAGUGGUCCCCUACCCACCAGGCCCACUGGGAAACCAAAACCAGCAUCUCCCUCACCCUGGAAGGAGGGUCUGAGGGGAGAAGCCCCAGUCCCAACACCACCUUCUGCUGCAAGUUUGUUUCCUUCCCAGAGGGCUCCCAGGAGGCCUGUGGGAACCCCUUCCUCAACACGAACCAAGGGCUCCCUGCCCCUACUCCAGCUCCCAUACUGCGGGCUGACCUGGCCGGGAUCCUGGGGGUGUCAGGGGUCCUCCUCUUUGGCUGUGUCUACCUCCUCCACCUUCUGCGUCGCCAGAGGCACUGGUCUGUCACGAAGGUUCAGCCACUCCUCACCGGCCCCCAGACACAGACGCGAGCAAGGGUGACUGGCCAAGCCUCCCUGGUCUCUCUCCAUGUCCCCCACGCCACCGUCAGCACCAACAACUGCUACUGCCCGGCAACUCUGGACAUGGCCCUCCGGCCCCCACCACUGUCCCAGUGGGCAGCGCUGCCCGCCCACACAGCAUACCCACGCCAGCCACCUGCCCACUGGGCCCCCCUGCCAGCCUCUGCUCGCAACAGUUUCAUCUCCAUGGAGAAUGGACUUUAUGCUCAGGCGGGAGAGUGGCCUUUCCAAGCCAGCCCCAAUCUUGUCCCUUUCCCCAAGUCUGGGCAUGGAGCCAUGGAGGGCCAUUUAGGAGUCCAAUGAGAGGGACCCCAAAUCUGCUUGGGUUUCCUCUCCUCUCAGGCCUCUGGGUCCCCCUUCUGUUGAGCGUCUGUCCUGGGCGCCCAUCAUCUUUGCACAACUUAUUUUAUCUUAGGACUAUAUGAGUGUCUCCACACAUACCAGCCAAGGCCCCCUUUUUGCAGGCAGAGGAUGUGGUCAGCAUGUGU
Molecule: messenger RNA, 1175 nt
Organism: Nyctereutes procyonoides (raccoon dog)
Lineage: Eukaryota; Metazoa; Chordata; Mammalia; Carnivora; Canidae
Gene: PVRIG
Product: PVR related immunoglobulin domain containing
Biological process (GO): negative regulation of T cell receptor signaling pathway
Cellular component (GO): plasma membrane
Molecular function (GO): signaling receptor activity
Source: RefSeq, a predicted model, not a curated record